AUGGCCAAUGCAACCAGUGCUCCAUCAGUAAGUUCCCCAAAAAUUCUAGCACCCAUCCCAACAGCAGCUUCAUCAAUUCCUCACCCAGUUCCCGUACCACGUCCUCCAGCAGCUCCGUCAACUAUUUCCCCUAUGACAAUGCCCCAUGUACACUUUCAAGGUCCUGCAUCAGUUCCGUCAAUUCCAGCACCCAUCCCAAGUGCAGCUUCAUCAAUUCCUCUUGCAUCAGCUCCGUCAAUUACACUCAGUCCUUCAGCAGCUCCCUUAAUUACUCUCCACACAGGUUUUAGAACAGCUUCCUCUGUAGAAACUAACAUCUCAGGCACCUGUUCCAUCUUCUAUCUAUUCAGAACGAAUUGCAGCAAUUGGUCAAAACCAUGUGUUUGA
This is a messenger RNA of Saccostrea cuccullata (small rock oyster), 387 nucleotides long. RefSeq lists its product as uncharacterized. The record is from RefSeq and is a predicted model, not a curated record. The transcript has a single exon. Lineage: Eukaryota; Metazoa; Mollusca; Bivalvia; Ostreida; Ostreidae. The coding region runs from base 1 to 387 and encodes 128 amino acids.